Molecule: messenger RNA, 1401 nt
Organism: Aegilops tauschii subsp. strangulata
Lineage: Eukaryota; Viridiplantae; Streptophyta; Magnoliopsida; Poales; Poaceae
Source: RefSeq, a predicted model, not a curated record
AUGAUCUCCCGAGGCGAUGCCUUCGAUGCGUCGCCGGCCGGCGCUGCUGCGGGCUCGGCCGCUGCACCCUUGUCUGCCGUCGGGGCUCACGUGCUGGUGUCCCAGCCCGCAAAGCCUUCGGGCCUGGUGCUCCAGAAGAGGCCGAGGGAGUACGCCGGCGUGGACCAGCCAACAUCGGCGGCGAAGAAGAAGAAGGAGGUGCGUGCGUCCUCCGAGACCCAGCUGCCUGCCGUGGCCGUGCCACCUCCGGCACGAAAGGGUAGUAAUGGCUCUCGAGCCUCGGCGGCUGGGUCAUCCUCACGAGAUUUGGAGGCCCGUCCUCAGGAGAAGGUGAUCUCCACAGCCAGGCCAGCUCCGGAGGCUCCCGCCCCUCGCUCGCCUGCUGAGAUCACGAAGGCUCAGGAGCCCCCGAACCUUUCCACUGCUGACUUGAAGGCCUUGGAACCGACACCGCCUCUUCCCAUUGUGCCGCUGGGCCGUGGCCCUCCUGCUUCGCCCGAUGCUCUGGAGGACGCUCUUUCUGCGCUGACCCAGCUUCGCGUCAACCUUCAGAGCGCCGACCGCCGGCUGGCGUCGGGGCGGCUGGAGUUGGCCGUGGCAGCCUCCGAGGAGGGCAAGCAGGCUGCCGACCUAGCCACGGUCGCCCGCGAGGACGCGUCGAAGGAUACCGAGGCUGCCAAGGAGCGUUGUCGGGUGGCUCAGGCCGAGCUGGAGACCCUGCGCAACGAGCGCGCCACCAAGGUCCGUCAGCACGAGGUGCGGGAGGAGAAGCUGAAGGCUCGAGAAGACGCGGUCACCGGCCGUGACACCGAGCUAGAGCAGUCAUCGCGAGCGCAGGCCGCAGAGCGCAAUCGCCUGGAGAAGUUGAAGAAGGAAGUGGAGAGGGAGAAGGCCUUGCUGGAGGCCAAGGCUAACACCCUUGCCAUCGAUCGUGCCGCCUUCGAUUCCCUUGAGGAGAGGUCCCGCAAGGUGUUGCGGGAGCUCUAUGGAAGGGGGUUGAAGAAGCCGUUGGUGACUGCUGAGGAGGGUCGUGCCGAGCUGCUCCCCCAGCUCGCCGAGGGGCUCGAGGGCGUUGCCAACAAGGCCGGCUCUAUGGUGGAAGGGGAAGCCCGUGCGCUCUCCUCUUCGGCCAUGAUGCGCAUCUUUAGCCACCUCCAUCUUCGCGACCCGAGCGCCGACCUUGGAGCCCUGCUUGAGCCUGUGGAUGAAGGACGCUGCGCAGCCGCUGCCGAAGUCAUGAAGGACUUGGUGGAGGCCCUACUGAAGAAGUUCCUCGCCAUUGACCCCGCGCCUCCAGCUGACGGUGUCGCCGACCCUACGGCCACAGCAGAUGGCACGGGCGACGGUGAUGCUACCGACGGGUUGGCACUCCUUGUGGGCGGUGGCUGCGCCCAGGGCUGA